UUUUUUUUCUUUCUCUCUUCUCCUCUUUGGUACUUUUCUAUUAUAACACAACAAAAUGAGUGCCUCGACUGCUGCUGCUGCUUCCAGGACUAACUCUCUUCUUCCUGCUAUGCUCCCCUCUACCUCUGCAACCACUAACACCAUCAGUCAACAGUUACAGCAAAAGAACCCUUUCGGUCCCAACCUUGGUCUCAACUCCCGUUGCUACUGCCACAUCAGCUCAAAAGAAAAUCGCUGGUGCUCAGUUCUCAUGGUCCACUUUUGGCCGAGGUCCUCCUUAUACCAGUCAUCAAAAGAGCAUGUCCUCUACGACAGUAGCAGGUCGGGAGUUUAUUCUGUCCUUGGACAUAUCAAAGAUACUUGUCUUUUGCUUGGUACAAUCUAUUCCAAAGAGGGUCCCCGUGCGCUCUACAAGGGGUUAGGACCCAAUCUCGUCGGAGGCUAUCAAUUUGCGGCGUAUGCGAUCUCAGCUGGUAUCAUUACAGCAACUGCCACCAAUCCCAUUUGGCUUGUCAAAACUAGGAUGCAACUUCAGGUCGAGGGAGUACGGCAAUACAAAAACAGCGUGGAUUGUAUCUACCAAAUUCUCAAGAACGAAGGUAUCCGUGGUAUGUACCGUGGGUUGAGCGCAUCAUACCUGGGUGUCGCCGAAGGAACGAUCCAGUGGAUGAUCUAUGAGCAGCUGAAGAAGACUCUGGCAGAAAGACGCAAAGUCACUAGCUUAAGCAGCACUACUGGUACAAGAUUUGUCAUUGGUGGCAAGGAUAUUGAAGAAUGGAUCGACUAUUUGGGCGCUGCUGGAGCAGCAAAGUUUGUUGCUUCGGCUAUGACAUACCCACACGAAGUUCUCCGUACACGACUGCGGCAGGUUCCGGUGGGAAAUGAGCCACCCAAAUACACUGGACUGAAACAGACAUUCCAGCUGGUACUCAAAGAGGAAGGCGUUGCAGCCUUAUAUGGCGGUCUUACUGCGCACAUGAUGCGUGUUGUCCCUAAUGCAGCAAUCAUGUUCUUCUGUUACGAGGCUAUCAUGCAUCGCUUUGGAUAAGUGUUGUCGCCGAUUAACUAUCAACAAGAUGGUCGCUUCUUUGUUAGUUUAUGCAUCAUAUUUCCCUCCCCCUUUUUUGCAUUGUUGUUUAUAGGAUUAGAAGGACGCGCACAUCUCAUGCCUUUUCA
This is a messenger RNA of Lobosporangium transversale, 1176 nucleotides long. Its product is annotated as mitochondrial carrier domain-containing protein. Gene Ontology annotation, molecular function: pyrimidine nucleotide transmembrane transporter activity. NCBI's taxonomy places the organism in Eukaryota, Fungi, Mortierellomycota, Mortierellomycetes, Mortierellales, Mortierellaceae. Gene Ontology annotation, biological process: pyrimidine nucleotide import into mitochondrion. The transcript has 7 exons. The record is from RefSeq and is a predicted model, not a curated record. Gene Ontology annotation, cellular component: mitochondrion. Bases 56 to 1048 code for a protein of 330 amino acids.